Messenger RNA from Lymnaea stagnalis (great pond snail), 23346 nucleotides. The record is from the annotation of a GenBank genome assembly. NCBI's taxonomy places the organism in Eukaryota, Metazoa, Mollusca, Gastropoda, Lymnaeidae.
AGCGGUGUUAACACGCUGGACAACACUGUUUUAGGGGAAGGUUUCAAAUACCUGAAAUUGUGAUUUAAGUGCGUAUUUUUCUUAUCAUUAAUUUAAGAAGUGAUGUACACGUUUUUUACAUAUAAAUAUUUGGGCUAUUUCAAUCAUACACUGUUCAUUCAGAAGAAUACCAUAUUAAAUGUGUGUAAAAUAAAAGUUGUUUGGUAUACAUUAUACAUGUUAAGUCCCUUGACAUAUUGACCUUCACCUACGUCUACGAGGCACCUGUACUUAUAUUAUACUUAAAUUAUUUAUCUAAAUCUAAUCAUAUAUGAUGUUGACAGAUAUUUACUUUUCAUUAAUAAUUUAUUAUGAUAAAAUGCCCCGUAUUCAAAUCACUCGUUUGGAUUAAUCCCCACAAUUUAAUAUUAAUAUUAGUAAAUAAUUAGUAUACUACUUUUUCAAGUUUUGGCUUUAACUUUAAUUUCAUUAACUUUAGGUAAAUAAUAAAUCAAAUUUGUAUCGAAAGUCUUACUCUUACGCAUCCCUUCGAGUUCUGACAAUGCAGUAACAAACUGAAUCUGUCUGAAACUGAGACUCGGGGCAUUCAGGGGGACUCGACUGCAACUUUGAUGAAAUUACUUAUUUUCGUUCUUAAACUUGACUUAAUCGUAACCUUUAAAUUAAAUUAAGUAUAUAAAAUACUUUAACUUAAAUAAUUAUUAAUAAUUAAUUUAAAAUCCCCACCCCCUCCUAUCCGGCCUUUCGGCUUACAAGACAAGUUACAUUUACAUUAUGAUUAUCAUUAGUUAGAUUAGAUUAUUUAUAAAAAUACUAAUGACUAAUAGAAAUUGCAAUUAAUUAGUCUGAAUAGGACUUAGAGUUAGACUCUAAUGAAACAAAGCUAUAAAUUAUAAAUAAUGAUAUAGUAAUAAGUAUUAGGGGGAGAGACUGCAAUCAUUGAAUCAGGUUUCGUGGAAGGAAAUAAGCGAAAAACAGCAAGAAACGAGUGUCUGCAAGAAGCCUUCUUCUCCCAACAAACAGUAAAAACAAAAUAAAAAACAUUACGUCACGUUGUUUUGUUGCCACGUUGUUUUGUUACGUCAUUUUUUAAAGGUUUUCACAACAGUUGACAGGCUUAGCCUAAACAGUGCAAGGCCUAGGCAUUAUUUACGACUUAUUUACAUUUAUUUUGAAUAAUUUAUAAUUAUAAUCAAUUAAAAUUUAAUCUAGUCUAGUUGAUAUUAGUAUUAGUUAUUCUAAGUAUAAAGAAAUACAUUUAGUCAAAGACAAAAUAAAAUAUGAAUUAGUACCUCCAACCCCCUUAGUGGCCUUAGCCUUCACUGUAGACACUGAAGUAGUAGUUGUUUAUUUUAAAUAGAUCUAUGACUAUGGUGACUAUGGCAUAUGGCCAUCCAUCAUGCCUAUGACUAUGAAUAUGAUAUUAUUAUAAUAAUUAUAGCCUACUUAUUCUUAAUUAAUUAUUAAUUUGUCAAGGCUAAUAAAUUUGUAUUAAAGUAAAAUGUUAAUUUAAGACAUUCAAUCAAGAAAUUAUUUUUUUUAAAGUCAUCUGAGUCAUCUCUUGUAUGUGACAAAACAAGCUGCUUAUCUUUUACUUAAAAGAAUAAUUUUAUUGCUGCACUAGUAUUGGCUUGUUUUUUAGGUGAUUGUUUAUAAUUUAUUGGGGCACAUAGACUGAGUUAACUAAAAAACUACAAUUAAGUAAGUAUAGGCCUUGUAAGUUAUGAAAAUUGAAAAUGCUAAAAUAAGUGAAGAAAUUUAUAUUUUUAAAAGAGAAUGAAAAAAAAGUCUAUUUAAAAAUAAAUUGUAUUAUUUUCACUUAGGCUUUUAUUCUACCUGUGGCUUUAGUUAAGUUCUAUAGAAAAUUCUUAAUAAAUAUAAUCUGUAGCUAUUGUUUAGUUGGUAUAGAAUAUUAUAUAAAUUCUUUGCAAUUGCCAGUUGUGGUAAGACCCUCCCCUCCUAUAGUAUCUAGUAGUAUAACACUUACGAUCAAUAAUUAAUUAUCAAUAUGACAAAUAGGGAAUUCCCCCCCCCUUGUUUUUCCUCUUCUUUUAUUUCACCAACAUAACGUUAACUCAAUUUAAAUCAUGGGUUUAACCAAUGAUUAUUUUUAAAAAUUAUUUCACUGCACAUAUAUCAUAAAUGAUAAUGCUUACAUUAUUAAUUAUAAUAUUUCUUUAAUUUUCAGAUAGGCAAGGAAGAAUGAGUAUUCGAAUGUAACACAUUGGAAAAAUUUGAUAAAGCUCCAUUACAGUCUUGUAAUUUCCAAAAGAACAUUGAAAAUAAUUUUCUCUCUCUAACUGUAAGACAGUUUUUAAAAUGGCCUGGUGUUUAGGAGCAAACAUUGGUAGAUCAUUGGUGCAAAGGCUUAAGAGGGCCAGCCUUUGUGAAAGAUAUCAUCCUGUACUAGCAGUUGCUCAGUUUCGACUGUCCAGUGAUGAGUCACAGCAUGUAAUGGCUAUACGUAGAGAGACUGUUAAUGUAUGGGAGAGACGAGCACCACUUUCACCUCAACAGAUACGUAAAUUGGUCAAAUCAGGAAUUAAGGUUAUUGUACAGCCAUCAGACAGAAGAGCAUAUAGCAUGAAGGUAGGUAUUUGAUUGUUUCAGAUUUGCUUUUUACCAACAAUUAAAUUUCCAUUUUGAAGCAUUUAAAAAAAUUGUAAGCAGAUAUUGUUGUCUGACUUGUAUUACACAAAUAUCUAACCAGUAAUUGCACUCCGCUUUAAAAAAAAAAUUGUCCAGGAAUAUGCUGACAUGGGUGCUAUUGUUCAAGAAGAUAUGUCAGAGGCUUCACUCAUUAUUGGUGUCAAGGUGGUUCCCAUUGAUUCUCUUAUGAGAGAAAAAACAUAUGCAUUUUUCUCUCAUACCAUCAAAGCUCAGCAGGAUAACAUGCCUUUGUUAGAUGCCAUUCUUGAAAAGGUUGGUCCAGCUUUGGUCCGAAAGAGAUAUAAGUAAGACUAAACAUUAUGCAUACUUAGGGGCAGUUUGUCAUAGAUUCCCUUUUUUUUUUGGCCAUGUUUACAAUAAAUUAUAUGAUUUAUAUUUCCAAGACUAUUUCAGACUACAAAACUGAUAUAACAACUUCUAAAUCAAGGCCUUUUUCAUAUUAAAUAAUGACAUGCAAACUUCUUCUGACUAGCAUUUUGAAUAUCUUUUUAUUUUUACUAUUAUUUUACCAUUUUGUUAUUAGAAUAUACAUUUUAAGAUUAUUGUUAUUGGGGUUUAAAAAAUUAAGAUCUAAGGCAAAAAUGAAUCUUAUCUUAAAUUGUUUAGUUUGAUUACUCAUGAAAUUCUAUAAAAAUGUAAAGUGAUUGUAAAAUUAAUUUUAAUUUUACAGCAUAUCCGUUUGAUUGAUUAUGAGAAGAUGGUAGAUGAGAAAGGAGCAAGAGUUGUGGCUUUUGGCAAGUAUGCUGGCGUGUCUGGUAUGAUCAACAUUCUUCAUGGUAUGGGCCUUCGGCUACUUGCUCUUGGCCAUCACACUCCAUUCAUGGUAGGCAGUUCAUUUAACAAAAUGAAUUUUUAAAAAAUUAGUAGCUUUCUCUACAAUAAAUUGUUCAAGAUAUUCAGCCUUGUAAGUAAUUUUUUUGGCUUUUUAACAUUUGCAUGAAAUUGAAUGUAUUCAAUAUUUUUUCAUGACUGUCUAUUCAAUGCAAAGACAUUAAUUGGAAGUAAAUUGAUAUAGACAGUGCAUUUUUUGUCGCAACUAAGGUGCGUACACUCGCAUCUUGUUAAUACUUUAGGGGUCAUUCAUUAUGAUCAGGGGUGGGUGAGUCCAGUUUUAUGUAAAACUAUUAUGAGAGCGUUUAAAUCAAAUGAUAUAAUUAUGACAAUGGGGGAGUAGGAUCCAAAAUUGGAAUAAGUAGCAUAACAUCAUUUAUGCUACUUACUUUAAAUAUAUAUUUACAGUAGAACCUGGUUAUGUCGACAGCCUUGGGGUUUGCCAAAAAGUGUUAAGAUAACCGAUGAUUGAGAUAACCGAAAACUACUUUGGUGGCAAUAUAUUAACAUGUGCUUGAAAUUUCUUAAUGUACGUGUGUUAAUAAAUGCAGGUACUUCAGUAAAAAAAAAAAAAAAUUAAUUUUUACAAAUAUUACAGUUAUUUAGAGUAAAUUUCAAAUUUAAAAAAUUAAACCAGAAUCAACAAAUUUUUAAAUUGCGAGUUCGUUUGGUAUUUUCUACUAUGGACGAAGCCUCCACAUUUUGUGAUCUCAUUCUGCUGAUCGUGUCUUGCUCAGUGACUAUAUAGUUUAUAUAAGGCAAAACAUCCCCUUAUUACUAAAAUACUAUUUAUGGACUACUUAUUUUGAACAUUCAACUUUGGCACAUGAAUAUUUAAUUAAAGCUUUCCCUGACCAAUGGUUUAAUAGCUUUUGCAUACAGCAAACUCUUAUGAGUGAAACUCAGACGUAGUACUACAUCAUAGCCAUUAUGCAAGUGACUGUGAAUGGCUGCCCAUGACAACAUUUUGCACACAGCAAAUUAUGAUCAUUUAUAAUAUGGACUCUACAGGUUUUUUAACCUCGAAUUAAAAACAUAUCUAUUUAAAUUACUUCUAGGAUCAUUCUAAAACACAAGUCCUGUAUUCUGAGCAAUAAAUAAUUAUUUUCAAUUAUGAAAAACUUGUUUAUUUGUUGUUUGCUAUUUUUUCUUGCGGAGUUCAAAAGCCGGAGAUUGGUCAUGGGGAUCGAGAUAAUGGAGGUUAAGUGGCAAAUUUGGCCGCCUUUUGUGCUUGAGAUAUCAGGGUUCGGUGACAUAAAGAAUUGACAUAAUGGAGGAAAAAAUGCUAACACAAAGAGAGAAUUUGGCAGUUCCACUUCAUAAACAUCGACAUAACAGGGUGGGCGAGUUAACAGAGGUGGGGAGAUAAGCGGGUUAGACUGUAUUUUUCUUAUCAGAGUUCAUUAAAAUUUGUAUUUUGGCUUUACUUUUCAAGAUUAGAAUCAGAGAUCAACAGGCAUCAUUAUUUUUGUGUAUUCUUUAGUUGUGUCUAUUAUUAUUCUGGCUUUUUUAUUAGCAGGACAGGUGUUUGAGAAGUAAUUAGUAAUUUUUUCCAUUUCACCAACGAUUUUUAAAAUAAAGAAAUUAUUUACAUUUUUCAUGCAGUGGCGUAGCUAGGGUUAGUGCCGCCCGGCCCGGGCCAAGCCAAACUUUUUGCCGCCUCCCCUCCCUCCAACAAGAAGCCGCAUGCACCGUUUUAAUGAUUUUCCCUGACCUGCUAUGCUGGACAGGGUGAUUCAAGGGCUUGUGGACCAAUUAUAGAAUUGUCAAAAGUUACUUGAAAAAUCCGUCCAAAAAAAGAUCCCAGCACACCAUUUAAGUGCAUUCUACAACCAGAAAGCCCUGGAUAUAAAUAUGUUAAUAUAAACACAUACAGGUCUAAAAGUAAGCGUUGAUAUGGACAGAAGCGAUAAUGUACACUGAUGAGGUCAUUUGUUGGGAUAUAUAGACUCUAAAAAAAUUUAUAUCCGGAAUGCCGAUUUUUAAUAAAGUUUUAAGGAAUCUUCUGCUAUUGAUAAUUAUAGAAACAUUUUUUAUUAAGGUUUUUAUUGAACAGUGGUUUUCAUUUUAUGAUGCUCGAACAUUUAGUAAGUUAGCACUUAAUAUUGUAGUCAUUGGUUUGUGUGUGAACAUUUUAAUGUGUUACAAAUAAAUAAACUAUUUGUGAGUGCUCAUAUCUUAAACAAUAAUAUGAUAGUGUCUGGAUGUUAUUCUGUCCUUAAUUAUUGGAAACAAUUGCAAUAUUUGAUUGUUAUGUACUAUUGACUGUAUUCAAGGAUCUUAUCGGUACAUCUUUAUUUAAAAUGUACUAAUGGAAAUGAUUUGUUCCAUGGUUUGAUUACAGCAUAUUGGUCCAAGUCAUAACUAUAGAAAUACUGAAAUGGCCAGGCAGGCUGUCCGUGAUGCUGGAUAUGAGAUAGCUUUGGGUCGCAUGCCAAAGUCUAUUGGUCCCUUGACAUUUGUGUUUACAGGAUCAGGAAAUGUUUCUCAGGUGAGUUCAUAUCAGUAAUUAAUUGCACAGGUCAAUAACUCUAGAAGUAAGAUCUCAUGUGAGUGCAUGUCAGUAGUUACCAUUGUAAAGGCUCAGGUGAGUGCAUAUCAGAGCUACAGUUGUAAGGGCUCAGGUGAGUGCAUGUCAGAGCUACAGCUGUAAGGGCUCAGGUUAGUGUGACAUACAGCUGUAAGGGCUCAGGUGAGUGUAUGUGAGAGAUACAGUUGUAAGGGCUCAGGUGAGUGCAUGUCAGAGCUACAGCUGUUAGGGCUCAGGUGAGUGCAUGUCAGAGCUACAAUUGUAAGGGCUCCGGUGAGUGCAUGUCAGAGCUACAGUUGUAAGGGCUCAGGUGAGUGCAUGUCAGAGCUACAGCUGUAAGGGCUCAAGUGAGUGCAUGUCAGAGCUACAGUUGUAAGGGCUCAGGUGAGUGCAUGUCAGAGCUACAGUUGUUAGGGCUCAGGUGAGUGCAUGUCAGAGCUACAGCUGUAAGGGCUCAAGUGAGUGCAUGUCAGAGCUACAGUUGUAAGGGCUCAGGUGAGUGCAUGUCAGAGCUACAGCUGUAAGGGCUCAAGUGAGUGCAUGUCAGAGCUACAGUUGUAAGGGCUCAGGUGAGUGCAGUAUAUUAUGCAAUUAUUUAACUCUUGUCUCAGGUUCAUUUUUAUUGCAAUUUGCUUCACUUAUAAUUAUUUAUCUUAUAGGGAGCUCAAGAAGUCUUUCAAGAAUUACCUCAUGAGUAUAUUGAACCAGAGCAUCUACCUAAAGUUGCCAUGCAGGGCUGUAAGUAUACCUUCAUAAUAAUGUCUAUCAGAGGAUUUACCAAGAGUUGCCAUAGAAGGCUGUAAUAUACCUUCAUAAAACUUCUUUCAAAGCAUUUACGUAAGUUGACAUGGAGGGCUGUAAGUUUACGUUCAUAAUAGGUUCUAUAUUUAAAGCUUACCACUACUACUGAUGUUUAUGAAAAUAUUGGCAGAUAAAGCAGCCCCAAGAAUAAAUCAAUAGUUGCCAAGCUGUUAAUGAUAAAUUUAAACAUGAUAAUAAAAGCCAAUUUAACUAGGAAGUAAAUAUGGUUGGAGCCUUUUGUGUUACAAUCAAUAUUAGCUCUUACCUCUGAAAGUAUAUUUAGAUGGUAUGGCUAAUAAUAUAUUUUCAAAAUAUGUGAUUGAAAGAACUAUUUAUUAGUUUACCAAUAAUUACCAUUAAAAAGCUUGAACUCUUACCCCUUUUAUAACACAAUAAUAAAUUGCUCAUUAGAUCAAGUUUAUUUCAUAAAUAUAAAAGCCAUUUGGUUCCAUUAAUUGGUCUGUAUUUCUAUAAAUAAAUAUUGCUGUAAGUCAUACAUAAACCAAUUGGCCAGCAGCCAGUGACAAAUAAUAGCCUUCUGUCAUUUAUGACGGCGGCGUCUUGUUUUUAGCUUAAAAAAGCUAGCCCUUCAGUGACAAAUAAUAGCCUUCUGUCAUUUAUGACGGCGGCGUCUUGUUUUUAGCUUAAAAAGCUAGCCCUUCACUUCAUCAUUAUAUUUAAGAUUAGUUAAUCAAAUCAAUAACACAAGUUUUCUAACAUAGAAACAAAUUAAUAUUUCAGAACAUUUUGAAAAAGAAAUCUUCAUUCGCUCCCUGAGGGCAUGCUUAUGUUUGAGACAAUUGUGUAACUUGUUUAUUAAUUCGGUAUUUCAGCCACAUCAAAGCUGUAUGCUUGUGUUGUUAGCAGGGAUGACCACUAUAAACGUAAAGAUGGUGGCAAGUUUAACCCUGAAGAGUUUGAGAAGCACCCAUACAGAUAUGCUUCCAGCUUCAGCCAUGAAGUAUGUGCUCCUUUUGAUAAUAAUAUAUAUUUAGUGGUUUGUUGUUUGUUAUGAAAAUGAUUGAAUCAUUUAUAUACAAUGUUGUAGAAGCUAUUUUUGAGAUUUUCACUGUUUAGAGAUGACCAAUAACCUUAACCCUUCCUUGUUAAACUUAUAUUUUAUUACUUACAAAUAAAAAUAUGCAACCAGAACCAAUCUAUUUUUUCAACAAUCAAACAAAUGAAUAGAAACUCACACUUGCUCCCUAACAACUUAAGAUUACCAUCUCUCAUGUUUACCCUACACCAUUCUGCCCAUAAAAUUUUGAGAUUUUACCAAUUAACUGAAAAUAUUGAAGGAGAAAAGAUAAUGUACAUCUAAAGAAUAACUAUAAAAUCAACUUUGUUCCCUCAUUUGCAUUGAGGAUGGUUGACCAAUGCCAGCUGUUUUAUUUUUUUUAUGGCAAUCUAGUAGGGUUAUUAAUGAUUAGGGGUGUGCCGGAAUCCGGUCCGGAAUCCGGUUCCGCCGGAUUUUGCACUAUCCGGUGAAAUCCGGUUCCGCCGGAUUUACAUGUAUCCGGAACAACCGGAAUCCGGAAUAUACCGGAUUUUGGAAUUUGCCAGAUUUUGUGACUCACCGGAUCAUAAUCUGAAAUAAAAGUAAUUCUCUUUCCCGAAUUCCACACGAUCACGAUACAUUAAUCGAUUGUUUCGAGCGUUGAGCUUGUUUAAUGUUUAAUAUUAGGAACAUACCAGAGGCUAGAGUCAGCACCGCUAAUAGUGGCCAAUCGGCCCAAUCCCAUACAUGAUAGUGCGGGGAUGAGUAAUUAUUAUUCGUGACGUCAUCUUAACCGCAAUCACGUUGUAUCAGAAAUAAUAAGCAACUAUACUGCCCAAGCGCCUGGCCGCCACCUUACCGAGCACGGCAGACGACCAUCAAAUUGCGUCAAGCCAGCAGGCCUGUGCUGACCUAGCCUAUCUAUGAAUACUUUUAGGGACACACACUGAUCGACCUGACGUCAGUCUGCUUAGCAAUAAUUUCUAUUUUCUAAUUUAUUUCAAAGUUCUUCACUUCCAACUUCCAAUCAGCCAAUGUCAUUUAGCCAUUUAGGCCAACUGUUCAGAAGGCAUCCAACCCCUCAGAUUUACCAGUAUCUGCAAAGUACCAAAAUCCGGAAUCCGGGAGAAACUGGAAUCCGGAUUAUUCCGGAAUCCGGAUCCGGCGGAUUUCGCAUAAGAAAAUCCGGAUCCGGUUGGAAAAAACGGAUCCGGCACACCCCUAUUAAUGAUCGCUCUCUUUUAUAAGUAUUGUUAAAAUCUCUAACAAAAUGUCCUUAUAAAUUUAGAUUGCUCCUUAUGCAUCUUGCAUCAUCAAUGGAAUUUAUUGGGCUCCAGGGGCUCCCCGUCUCAUCACCAUUCCAGAAGCCAAAACUCUACUUCGACCCACUGUUGCCCCCUGGCUUCCAUCAUCACCUGGCUGCCCCACCCUCCCUCAUCGAUUGCUGGCCAUCUGUGAUAUAUCUGCUGACCCUGGGGGCUCCAUUGAGUUCAUGAGAGAAUGCACCACUAUCGACAGACCAUUUUCUCUUUAUGAUGCUGAGCAGAAUGUGGACACCGAAAGGUUAGAUAAGUGUGAUAGUCAUGGUAGCUAAAUGUUAAGGGCAAGUGAAAGGGAAUUUUUAAAAUUAAUUUUGUUGUCCUGAAUGACAUUCAUGAAGAUUUACACAAAAUACUAAAUGUGAGUUCUUACAUAAAAUAUGAAGGUGAAGGUCUCAAUUUCUAACACAAGGAACAUUUUUGCAGUUUAAAAUUAAAGAAAUGGGAUACAAACCAGAUAGUUUUUUGUUAUAAUUAUCCACAAAAUAAUCAAGGUUGAUCUUGCGAAGCUAGACUAUAAAAAAAGAAUCUUAUUGUUAUGUUUAAACAGAAGUUACCUAACUGAAUUUCAACAGCCUACAAAGUAAGCUAUAAACUUUGCUAUACUGCUACAAAUUUUAUAAUUUAUUUUUUAUAUUGUAGGGCAUUAAAAUAUUUAUGUAACAGAAAAUUUAAAAAAAAUUUUUUAUAUGUCUUCUUGCUCAGCCUCAUCAGUAUAUUAUUGCUUCCUCUGUCAAAGCAAAAGUUUUAACUUUUACUUUAAAAAAAAAUUCUUUGAAAUCUUUGGCAAUCAAUAAAGGGACUUGAUAAGAUAUCACCCAACCUCAUCUUAGAUUUAAAUUCAUUAAAAGUAUUUAAUAAAUGUUUUAUUUAGAUUUUUUCUAGUGCACACACCGCCCCCCACUAUUUUAGAGCCAUUGUGGUAACUAAGCACUUUUUAUAAAUAGAACUUUUCUUUGUUUGAAACCUUAAACAACACUUUGUGAGGUACUGUAAAUUUCUCCUAUAGUCGUGAUUUUUAAGUUUUCAAUUUCCUUUAUUUUUAUAGAAAAUGUUCCAGGUAAGUGCCCACAAGACAGAGUUUUUUUGUUUUUUUUUAAUUGAACCUAAUUUUAUAGACGUGACCAUUGGAAAGUGAUGAAGAAGAUAAAGAUUUUGAGUGUAGAUAGUGUGAAGAAAUAAAUAUAUAUUUAAGUGUAAAUAAACUUUAUUUAGUAUGUACAAGUAAGUUUUUUUUCUACCAAUAACAGUUCUUCAACAAUUAAUUAUUUGAGGAUUUUUGUGAAUAAAAAUAUUAGAUGAGAAAUAUGUAGAUUUAGUUUGUAAUUAAAUAAUUUAAUUACAGUUUAAUAAGAAAUAUUUUUUAUUAUUAAAAGUUUAUAUCACCUCUGUAAACAAAAAUGUUAGCCUCAGAUGAGGGAAUUUUAGAACAUGUUAAGUGAUUAAAGGUAGUAAUUUUUAAUUGGGAUUAAAAAAUAAAAUAAAUUAAGGGUGAUCAGAGCCAUGAAAUGUCUAUUAUUGAAUUAAAUAUGUAGCAAUGAAACUUUUGACUUUUUCCCUAUAAAAAUAUGUAUUAAAUGUAUUAAAAUUUUAAAAAAAGCUAAGUAAAGUUUUACAAUUAUUUUAAGUUAUUUUGUGAUUUUUUAAUUUGUUAAAUCUUGUUUUUGUAUAUAAAAACUUUUUUUAAAGACAGAAAAAUACUAUUAAAUAAAGUAUCAGUUUUAUAUUUCAUCAUUUGAAGUAUUUUUUGAUAUUGUUUAUCUUAUUUAUUGCUAUAUUGUGGUAAAAAAAAAAAUUCAUUGUAAUUCUAACAACUGAAAUUUAAAGUCAUACCUAUUUUACAAUCUUAAUUGUUAAUUUUGUGUUUUUAAUCCUAGAAAAUUUAAAAUUAUAAAACAGCUAAAAACAGCUAAAACAUCUGCAGUAAAUAAAUAUUGAUAUAACAGCAUGUUCUAUUGUCAAUUAUGAUAAAAUAGUUUAAUAAUACAGUUAAUAUAAUUUUGGAAAUCAAGAAAUUUCAACUUGAAAUUAUUUGUGAUCUAAGUGUGGUUAAAUAAAUGACAUUAUCUUCAAAGUGUUAUGGUGAGUUAUAUUUGGUGUUUAAGGCAUUGUACCUUACUUAACAUGUAAGUGUAACACCACAAAUUUGACAGUAAAAACAAAACAAGAGUUAUGUUUUAUUUAUUUUUUUUAAUAAAAAAGUUUUCAUUCGAAGAAAACACUUUUUUGUGUUUGGAGACCCGAAACUAUUCAGUGUCAUUGCAUUACUUCUAAUAUUAUCUAAAUUUGUCUUAGAAAGAACUCUUGUGUGUAAUAUUUAAUCAACAAUGAGGUCCCUCUGUUUCUUAUCAUAAAAUCUGGUGAAAUUUCUCAUCCUAACAUCAUCACUUUUAGUUUGACUGCAUGAUCUAAAACAUUGUACUAACAUAGGAGAAAAAUGGUUUGUAUAUAUUUCAUUUUAGCUUUGCUGGUGAUGGUGUCCUCAUUUGUUCCAUUGACAACAUGCCAGCUCAGAUACCAAGGGAGGCCACAGAAUACUUUGGUAGUUUGUUGCUACCUUAUAUUGAAGAGAUGGUAAUAAUUUAUUUUAUGAAACAAAAUUUUUUUAUUAGUGAAUUUCAUUCAAAGAUUAAAAAAAAAAUUCUUAUUGUACAUUUUGUAAUACAAUUUUUUUUUUCAUUUUUAAUUUCAGUUAAAAUCAGAUGCAAAGACACAUUUUGAAGAUUUAAACUGCAGUCCAGUAGUGAGAAAUGUAAGAAGUUUUAACUCUUGACAUGUACAAAAACCAGUCUCUUUCCUUUUAUCCUUUUCUCAAGAACUAUCAGAAAAUAACUUAUGACUCAUAAAUGUCAUCAGAAUCUGCUACAAAUCUUUUAUUAUUAGAAUGAACUUUCAAUAUGGUACCAGUUACCUGAAUUCUCCAAAAUAUUUACAGGCAGUGAUCACAAGCAAUGGAGAGUUGACUCCAAACUUUAAAUACAUUCAACAGUUGAGAGCACAACGGGCGUAAGUGGUCUUUUUGUACAGAUUUCAUUCUCUCUUACUUUAUUGGUCACAGCAUCUAUUUUACAUGAAUAAUGAAAAAUUUAAGGUAAGGGAAGACCAUAGGCAAGAAUGAUGGCAGGACUGGGCAGAGGGAGGUGGGGUGGCUUGGAAAGAAAGUAGAUGAUUAUGUACAAGUUUUACUUAUUAAAUGUAACAUUUACUCAUUGAUGUAACAUUUACUCAUUGAAGUUUAAAAAAAAAAGUAUUUGUUUACUAUGCUGAUGCCUGCAUAUAAUUAAAUGGAUAAGUGACAGUAAUUGUGACUGUAAUCCUUAACAUAAUGUUAUUAUAAUUUAUAGUAAUUCUUUUUGUAGAAAUUAUGUAUUUUAUCAUCACUGCUGUUACUUUUAGUAAUUUAUAUAUUUUCAUUUAAAACUUGAAAAAUGUUGAAUGACAAAUUACAGCAUUAAACUGAACUUUGGAUGAUAUGUCAGGUCUGCUCACAAAGCAAAGCUGAGUGUUGCUAAAGAGAGAAUUUUAGUCCUUGGUGCUGGGUAUGUGUCAGGACCUGCUGUGCAGUACCUCACACGAGAUGAAAAAACCUGCGUCACAGUUGGUCAGUUUAUCUAUACUAUUAUACUAUUAUAAUUAACCUUUUUUCCCCGAAAUCCACUAAACUAUCUUUAAAUGAAAGACAGUAAAAACUGAAACUUCGGGACGAGAUGUGGUUUCAGUCCUGCUGAUGUGUAGUUAUUUGCUAAAUUUGACCUGGAUUAGAACCUAACUUUAAACACUAUUUUAGUUUAUGAUUGUGUUAUAAAUUAGUGUUUGGCUUGAACAUAUUCUAAUACCAGACAGAUUUAUACUUGAAAGAUGUAUAAUGGAAAGAUUGAAACUUAGCUUAGAUUUCUAUAUUUGAUUUUUUUUUUAAUCAUGUCAGCCUCCCAGUAUCAGCAAGAACUUGACAACACCACUCGUCUAUGUCCUGGUGUUGACACAGUGCUCAUGGAUCUUAACACAGGAUAUGCAGAGCUAGAGAGACACCUGGGCGAUCAUGAUUUGGUCAUUAGGUCAGUUUGAAAAAACUCAGUUGUCUGUUACAAUUAGCCCAGUGAGUUAUAGUGCAAAGCUAGAAAUAUUAAUGAUUAUUCCACUCCAUUAUUAUUUUCUAUGAAAUAAACAAUUUUCUUCACUUUAUUUCAGCCUGCUGCCUUAUUCCUUCCAUCCUGACAUUGCCAGGUUGUGCAUUAAACAUAAGAAAAAUAUGGUCACCGCCAGCUACAUCAGUCCAGCCAUGAGAGAAUUAAAUAAAGCGUAAGUUACUUUUAUAAAUAGAAAUGGUAAAAUUCAAUGAAAACAUAUUUCUUACUUACAAAACAGCUACCGGCAUUUCAAUGUUUGUAAAUUAUAAACUAAGCAAUUUAAAGUGUGUUGCAGUUUUUUACAAUAAACAUAUUUUUUACAGAGCCCAAGAAGCUGGUAUCACAAUUAUGAAUGAGGUUGGUGUUGAUCCAGGUAUUGAUCACAUGCUGGCCAUGCAGUGUUUUGAUGAGGUCAGGAGGGCCGGUGGAAAGGUAAACUAUAUUCUUAUUGUUUAUUUUUGUGAGAAUUUUAAAUAAGAUAUAAAAAGCCUCUAGAAUGGAAACAAUAGUUUCCACAAACUAAGCUUCAGAAUGUUCAACCAAAGUCAAAUCUAAAUAAAUAAAGUCGAAUUAAGAAAAAUCCAAAGAGAACAAAGGUAAGCACUAAGACGUUUAACCAUAGAUUUCAUGCUGUACAAUGGGCAUACCUAAGAUGAACAAGGAAUUAGAUUAUAACUGAAAGUUAAAAUUAACAAUCUGUUAUAUAGACUCAAGUAUUUAAUCCAUUUCACAUCACUUGAUAAAAUAAGCCAUAUUAUAGUUAAACUUUAAAGUGUCUGUUGCAUUGUAUAGAUUCAAGUAUUUAAUCUUGAUCAGAUGACAUGAUAAUGAUAAAGUAAACCAUCUGUAUAGAUUCAAGUAUUUAAUUUUGUUCAGAUCACAUCCUAUGUUUCCUACUGUGGUGGGAUUCCAGCACCAGAACAUUCAGCAACUCCACUUCUUUAUAAAUUCAGGUGAACCCAGUUAAUAAAGAGUUUUUUUUGAAAUCAUUUAUAUAGUUCACAGAUGUUUGAUAUAGUCCUUUGUUAUUAUAAUUGUAAAAUAUAGUUAGUUUUGAUAUUGAUAUUAAAGUAAUCAAAUCUGGCUGGUAACCUAAAUGACCAAAUUUGAUUGUGAGGAAUGUGAUUAACCUUGCAUAUUUCUACCAACAGCUGGUAUCCUAAAGGCGUGCUCAUGAAUGUGAUGUCCACAGCAAAAUAUUUAAAGGAUGGCAAGGUGAGACUAGACAGGAAAAAUAACCACAUUAUUUAACCAGCUCCUAAUAAACAAUGAUGCAGAUGCUUUGUACACAGACUGUUUUAAUGCUGUAAAGCAAUUAGUUUCAAUGAUUUUCAAAAUUCAUUGAUUGUUUUUAUUAUGUACAACAAUUAGUUUCAAUGAAUGUAACUUCAGUGAUUAUUAUAUUAUGUAAAACAAUUAGUUUCAAUGAAUGUAAAACUUCAGUGAUUAUUAUAUUAUGUAAAACAAUUAGUUUCAAUGAAUGUAACUUCAGUGAUUAUUAUAUUAUGUAAACAAUUAGUUUCAAUGAAUGUAACUUCAGUGAUUAUUAUAUUAUGUAAAACAAUUAGUUUCAAUGAAUGUAACUUCAGUGAUUAUUAUAUUAUGUAAAACAAUUAGUUUCAAUGAAUUUCAGUUUUUAUUAUCAGGAAUGACUUGAAAGUAAAAGUAUAAGCUUUGUGUUUUUAAUUUUUAAAAAAAAAUGGAGAAAUUCUGAAGAAAAACCAAAAAGGUAACAUUUAUGUAACCAAGAAAGGCUGAAAUUUACCAUGCCAAUAUCCCCAUUCAGGUGGUUAAGAGGUGGAAGGUUAAGAUAUUUUUCUAAAUUGAGUGUGUUUUAGCAUGUAUAUGGAUGAUUCCUAAGAGGCUUAUUUUUGCUAUUCUCAUCAGGUGGUUGAGGUGCCUGGACAGGGAGGCUUGUUGGAUGCUGUUGAAGAUCUCACCUUCAUGCCUGGGUUUAACUUGGAAGGGUUUCCUAACAGAGACUCAACAAUUUACUCAUCAGAAUAUGGCAUUGGGUCAGCUCACACUAUCCUCAGGGGCACCAUUAGAUACAAGGUUACUGUAUUGUCUUAUACUGCCACUAGUUUUAGAGUAUACAUCCUCUGAGGCACUAUUAGAUACAAUAUUAUAUUCAUUUGUUUAUAUUGGCGGUAUAGUAUAAUUUUGUCACUUCAGUUAGAAAAUGCAAUGAGUAUAAAACUAGUGAGAGCUGCUUACAUGACCUGGCGCCGUCCUAUCUGAAAGAGCUGCUGACGCCUUAUGUACCCAGUAGAGAGCUCCGCUCAUCCGAUAGUGGCAAACUUUCGACACCACGUGUUUGCCUUGAGACUUACGGAAAGCACACUUUUGCAUUUGCUGGUCCAACAAUAUGGAACGCCCUUCCUGUCGAUCUUAGAAACAACCAGACACUGGAGUCCUUUAAAACCGAUCUAAAGACACAUCUAUUUCGCAAAUACCUUCUGGCAUGAUUGUCUACCUUAUUUUCCAGUUAAUGCAUAAUGGCUGUGUUGCUCCGGGUUGAAAUGGCUAGAAAGACUUUGAGAUUGUAUGCUUGUAAUUAGUUUUUGUAGUGUUGCGUUUGUUUUAAAUGUGGUAAAUUAUAGAUAUUUUUUUUGUUGACUUUGUACCGCGCUUCGAGCCUUUGGGGAUGAAGCGUGUUUUUGAAAUGAACUUUAUUAUUAUUAUUAUUAUUAUUAUUACAUGCUUACUUUGUAAGCAGCUGAAAGUUUCCAUUUGUACUUUGAUGUUUCAAUCUACUAUUAAUUAUCUGAAAAUUAUACCAUAUAAUGUUAUUGCAAUUUAAGUAGAUGUUUUAGUGAAAAUCCUAACAAAAUUUAAUUUCUCAAGCAUUAAAUCAAUUUUUUGUGUUUUGUAUUAAGGGUUUCACCGAAGCUGUUAAAAGCCUGAUUGCAAUGGGGCUUUUCAGCACAGAACCUGAUGCUCACCUGCACCCCAACGGGCCAGAAAUAUCUUGGGUAUGUUUACAAUAUUUAGAAUCACAGUGCGGAGAGGGUGGGGAGAGUCAGUUAAAAACUGUAUGAAAAUUCCUGGUAUCAAUGAAUAUGUUUAACUCAACAGAUAUUUAUGUAAUUUUACUCACAUAUUCUUCACUUUAAUAAACUUUGCUCUGAUGUCAGUUUUAAAAGUUCAAUUAGUUGUUUCAUAAAGGUAUUUAAAUUUUGCAGAAAGAAUACAUGUGCAGCAAAUUUGACAAAUCUGGUGAUAUACUGACCGACUCAUUGAAGGACCUCAUAUAUGAUAAGCUGGGACAGGAUGCCAAAAAAUGGGACGUCAUAAUCAAGUAGGUCAAUAAUCAAAAAUAUGUUUAAAAUCUAUUUCAUAAUACUAUAACUAACAAUAUGGAAAAUAAAGGUCCAUUAUAACUAUAUUGUAUAAAAGAUAGGUGCAUUAUUUGAACAGUUUAACUUUUAUCUAAACUUUUAAUUAAAGUAAAGUUAAUUGAAAAAGAAAUCAAAUGUAUACUCAUUAAAGAUCAGUUUUUUUACAAGCAUAUCUUACAAAAUGUAUUCCUCAAAUUAUUACAACAUCAAUACAAUAGACUUUUUUUAGAAAAAAGAAAUAUCUAUGUAUAGAAGUAGAAGUUUAUGUUUCUUACAUCAUGUAGUUUUGAGAAAUUUUUCUCUUCUUUGUUAUGAAGGCCUAACCAACCUUUUUUCAUGCCCCUGAGCUACAAAAAAACAUUUUCUAAUAAUUGUAAGAACAUAAAUUUCUUUAAAUUAAAAAAAAAUCAUGUACAUUUUAAUUAACUGUUACAUUUUAUAAUUUUUAUAAAUUGGUAUUUUCAUUAAAAAUUUAACCAACCUUUUGAGUCACUCUUGAACUAUAUUAUCUGAAAGUUUUAUGGAAAAACACAAUUUUUAAAUCUAAAGAAGGAUUUCUUAACCAAUUUUGACAUCUCUAACAGCCUUUUGUUUUUAGAAAUAUUAAAUGGAAAGACAUAUUUCUCUAAUUUUUAAGAAAAUCUUAAUCAAUCAUUGUUCCAACCUCUGGGCUGUAUUUUCGGAAAAUAAAAAAUUAUGUCUCUACUUUUUAAGUUUAAAUUUUCACAUGUGUAAAAUGAUUGGGUUUUGAGAUAUUUUUAUCCAUAUAAAAAUGUUUCUCACUCUCUUUCUUUCGUAUUUAAAAUGUAUUUUAACUAAAUGUUUACGUUAUUUAAUAUAAACAUAUUGUUAUCCUCAUAAUUAUGUGCCCACCCUUAUCCCCACCCCUGAACUGUAUCUUUGGAAAAAUGGGAACAUCUUGAUGUCCAUGGUUGCGAAGUAAAUAUUAUCCACUAUUUUCCUCUUUCCAACUUCAUUGAGUUUUGAGGUAUAGUUAUCCUUAUGUAAAUGUGCCCACAAUGUGUCAACUCCCUUGAACCGUAUUUUUGGACUUUGGUAAAACACAAAUUUCUUUAUUUUAAAUUAAAAGCUCAAACCUCUUUUUCACAACUGUGAUUUCAUUGGAUUUAAAGAUAUAGUCAUCCACAUAAAAUGUGCACACACUCUCCCCCCCCCCAAUUUGUUUUCAGAAGUUUAUUACAUUAUUUUUUAAAACCAUCUUACACCACUUUACGGUGUGUAACAUAUUUGGGCUUUGAGAUAUGGCUAUACUCGUAAAAUACGCCCAACUUUACUGGUGCAUACCUUGUGCUGCCUGGGGCGAAAUCUAAAAAUUGCAGCCCCCUCACCAACACACAAGUAUUUAAAACAUUAAUAAAAGCAACCCCGGGAUGAUACACCACCGACACACCCAAUGCCACUGCACACCACUAAAUUAUAUUAACAUUCUAAUGAACCCAGCUUCUUUCAAGGUACUUUCUUGAAUUUAAAAAAAAAUAGCUCAAAUUAUAUUUCUUGAUAUUUAAAGAAUAUGGUUACCUAUUUUUAAAUUAAAAUCCAUAUAACGUUAAAGUCUGUAACAUAAUCAAGAAAGUUCAAAACUGUUACAUAAUAGGGUUGGCAUAUAUUGAUAUUCAUGAGGACCACCCUAAACAGAAUAUAACAAAAUAAAUACUUGAGGAAUUUUCUUAUAAAAAUUAGAUUUACUUUCAAAUGAAUGAGAUAAGAUGUUCUUUUAUUGAUCCGAAUAAAUGGAAAUGUUUUUGGAUUUCAUCAUAUUUAGUCAUUUUCAGCACAUAAAUAAAUACAAAUUUUAAACAAGACAACAUUUCAAUAUUAUAAAAAUUUAAACACAAAAUAACAAAAGUUUGUCUCUAGUGUAGAAAUCAGCCUGGGUGGCCGAGCGGUCUAAACUGUCUCAAACCAAAUAGCUGGUGAUUUGGAGUUCAAUCCCCACCAAAGCCAAAAUCCCAAGCACCCCGGGUGGAUGGGACUCAUUAGCCUUGGAUGGUAACCCAUCUAAGAGAAGGCAAACUCUGAAUUUAAACCAGAAGCCAGAAUGAUCAACAAAUUGAUCGUGGGCCCCUCAAAUAUAAGAAGAAGAAGAAGCCAUCGAACAACUCUUUAAAUGAAAAUAAGGAUUUAAUUAGUGAUCAUUUAGAUUUGGUAACCGCUGGGGAGCACGCUGGUAAAAUCAUAUAAAAAAACAUAGUUGAUAGUAAAGAAUAUCAGUAAUCUUUAAUAAAAUAGCUUAACUCUCACAAUCGGAUAAAUACUUAAGAUAAUUUUUUAAUUUAAUUAAUUAUGAUAUUAAAUUUAUUUCCAAUUUGUAAUAAUAAUACUUACAUUUACAUAUCAAGGAUGGCAUAUGCCUACCUAUAACUAUAAGCAGAUUUAUUUUAUCAGAUUUCAAUUGAUGUGAUUUCUGUAAAAUAAAUUUCUCUAUCAUAGUUUUUAAGAAUUUCAUUUUUUUUUUAGAAAUGCCAAGUUUAAUUACAUGCAUAGUGAACACAAAUUUGCACACUGUUUGGUGCACUUAAGACAAUUUAACUUUUCACACUAAUGAACAGAGCGUAAUUAUGAUAUGGGGUAAGAAUACAAGAAAAAAAUAUAUUUAUUUUCUGAGAGAAAAGACCAUAUAAGGUUGGUGCAUAUCAUUUCCGCUUUCAUAUCAUUUGUGGUUGUCAUGGAUUGGCUAACUAAACAUGGAUCGGAUGACAUCAUAGUGAACUGAGAGAAAAGAAAUUAUUAAGAGUAAAAGUAUAAAUUUUAUUUUAAACUGUAUUUUUGGUUAUGUUUUAAUUAACCUACUUAACUUACUGGAAUCGAGUUUAGAAACAACAAACAUGAUUUUGGAACCAACCCAAAGUGUUAGGCGAUAACCAGGGGCAAGCUGCUCUGUUUUAUAAAAAUUUGAAUGUAUGCCAUUGGUUUAUUCUCAUAACUUAUCACCCUGGGUGGAUGAGACUCGUUAACCUUGGUCGGCAACUCAUCUAAGAGAAGGAAACUCUGAAUUCAAACCCGGAGUUGGAGUCCCGUAAGGCGCAAACAAUGACAAUUCCUAGAACCGAACCCAUCCCUGGUCGUCUUGACGUAGAGUCUUGCCACUGGAUAUGGUGGGCUCGGACGAGAGAGUGAGGUAGACGCCGCGCAACUCUUCUUCACUUUAAACAAAGUCAUCCGCGCAAGUCAUCAGUCACCAGACGACUCAAUGGUCCUUGUCGAUCCUCGACGGACGAACAAUAAAAAAAAACAAAAACUUAUAUUUAUACUUUUAUUCAUAAAGAUUCCCAGUUUUGUAAUAAACAAAUACUAGUUAUUGGGAAAUUGGCAUUUCUUGUUUUUAUUUGUUCUAUAUUUUUGUAUAUUUGAACAGACUUGGCCUUGUAGAUGAUGAUCCCAUUGACAAGAAAGGCACUCCUAUUGACACACUGUCCAACUAUCUAGCCAAGAGGUUGGCCUAUAGUAAGUUUUUAAAUACUUUUUUUAUGUCAUCUGGUUCAUUUGAGUUUCACUUCUACACUGAAACAUGAUUUCCUGUCUGGCAGUGAAAGAAAGAAAGUCAAGAUUAUUGCAACAUAUUCUGUCUUUACAGAAUGCUAUGACCGGGCAACAUUUUUUUACAAGCUUGCUCUAAGGAUUAAUUUAGGAAAUGGUAUAUUAAAUACUUUUUAACAGGUGCAACAUGCACAAAGAAGAACCUAGUUUUAAGAGAAUGCUGACACUGGACUGAUGUAGAGUUAGAAUUUUGCACAGUAAGGCAAGUGUCUCAACCCUUCAUCUGCAUACUCUCCAUUUGUUCUCUAACAAAGUCAUGCUAAAAUAAGCUCACAGACAUUUUGUCAGUUUCAUAGCCCCUAUCAAUUAGUCAUGAAAAGUACAUAUGUAGAUUAUUUUUAUGCCUAAUUGUUAGAUCUAGUUGUAAUAUAAAACAUUUUAAUAUUUUUUAUUUUAUUUUAAAAUUACUUAGUUUUAAAAAUGAGGUUGAUUUUGUUUUCUUUAAUUCAGCAAGCCAAUAUUAAACUGAGUUGAGACUGACCUAUAAUAGUUUGUUUAUAAAACACACUGAAUUUUGAUCCCCUCUUCCUUCAUUUACCUUAAACUUGUCUAAGUUGUUUUUUGUUACCCAAAAGAAUGAAAAUAUGUUUGACAUUAAGGUGCACAUGAACGUGACAUGAUACUCAUGAGACAUGACAUUGGAAUCCAAUGGGGGGAUGGCAAACAGGAGCAUCGUUGCAUCGACUUGUCAUGUUACGGAGAUGUGGGGGGAUUUUCUGCCAUGGCAAAAACUGUGGGACUUCCCACUGGUAUUGCAGCCCGCAUGAUUCUUACAGGUUACAAUUUAUUUUUUCAAAUAUCUUAUGUAAUCCAUGCUUCAUAAUUAAUUUCUUUAGAAAACUAUUUGUUUAAAAGGAUGAAGGUUGUAUAUUAUUGUAUAGUUUAUUAUUUGACUCUGCAAUAGAGCAAAAAGCAUUUUCAUCAUAUCUUUUAGGCUUAAAACUUCUACAUGAUUAGUGUAUUACAUAAAUGAAUACUUUUGUUAUAUUUCUAGGGGAAAUCCAAACGAAGGGAGUUUGUGCCCCAACAGCAAUGGAGACAUACAUGCCUAUACUCCAGAGGCUCAAAAAGGAAGGGAUCUCGGCCAUUGAGAAAAUUGAACUUCUGUAAAAGUGAAAUUCUGAGGUGGUAGUUGCUGUGUAAGUAUAGUGGAGUCUCAGUAUACCUGAAACAUGUUUGAAUUGUCAAAUAUUUUUCACUCAUAUGUUGAAUAGGCAUAAAAUCUCAAAGCCUGUUAGUAUUUAGAAAUAAUCCUCACACCUUACACCCUUCCAAUGGAAUUCAUAAAUGUAUGCUUUCCAAACAUUGGCUGCUUCAAAAUGUCACAUAAGAAACUAUGAAAGCAAAAUAAUAGAGUUUAGAUAAAGCAUAUUCUUUAAGAACUAUUAACUUUGACUUAUUUUCUCUCUUAGGUGAGAGUUUGACAAGCUUGGGUGAUGAAAUAAACACUGUUAAAAUUAAUGCUGCUAAGCAAAUAAUUUGGGAGCCCCACACAAGGAAGGACAGGAUAUGAGAAAAAUGAACCGACUUCAUUUUUGUAAUAUAACUUUUUAAUCUUACUUUGCAGUCACCAUUAUUUGUUGAAUAAAUGUUGGUGCAGAGCCUUAAAUCUUUCACUUUACAAAGUUUCAAUGAAGUGGUCAUCAUUUUCCAGUUUUAAAAACAUAAUACUCCAGACCUUCAUCAACUUGCUGGUUUAAAAUAUAUGUAAUGUUCUUCACAAGCUUCUAAUUCCUACAGAGGUGACCAGUGAUAUUAAAUAAUUGAAAUCUUAGCUUGCUUUUCUUUAGAAAUAUCAGAAAUGAUCUGAGUGAGAUCCAGAUUCUCUGAGUGAGAUCCAGAUUCUGUGCCUUGAUGCUUCAAUGAAUGUUUUUGACAUGAAUCUGCCUUACUUAUCUGUUAUUAUUAUUACAUAACUAAAUUGUACUAAUAUGAUAUGCAUCAAUUUCCUUCUAAUAUAUUCUUCCUAUGACAGUAAAUUGUGAUUUAAUGAUAGUUUAUCUUAUCUAACAUUGAUUGAUAUUAUAUACCUUAAACUGUAUCAAUGUUUCAAUGACUCACAAAUGAAGUUAACAUUUUAUUAACUGUCUCCACUGGUAAUUGAUAGUUUCCUAAAGCCAGUUGGUUAUCUCAUUAAACUGAAACCGCUUUAUAUUUCUCACUUAUUUUCCAAUUUUGUUACCAGUAUGUCAGAAAAUACUUAAAAAACUCUAGUCAAUUUGUAUAAACCCUUGUAGAAUCUCAUGUAGUUUGAUUUUUUACAAUUAUAGCCAACUAAAUAUCUCUGUGCUCUAAGUUAUAGCCGACUAAAAUAUUUUUGUGUUAAACAAGCAUUUUUUUAAACAGUUAUAAUUGAUGAAAUAUGUUUUUGAUCUACAUGUGUAGUUUAUAAAUGUGUUAAGAAAUAUUUUUCUUUUUAUCUUUGUUGACUCAUUUUACUGACAAGUUUUAAAAUCUUGAAUCUCUCUAUCUUGUCCUUCCAUCAGAGCUUGGAGUUCAAUGGUAUAUGGUUGUAGCAUUUGUAUUUCUGAUGUAUGUAGUCAAUAUAGUCAUUAUACAAAGAAACUAAAGUUACCAAUCUGACAUGAUGUUUAACUAUUGAAACAUGAUUGGAUUCUACUAAAGUGCCAAGUUAUGACUCUAUUCUUUACCAUGCUACUUAUACAAUGCAUCAUCAGGUAUGUAUUUAUGAUUAGACAAAAGAUAGAAAUACACCUUACCACAAAACUAACUUUCAACUUUUAGUGAUAUGUCUACAUCAAGUAAUUACUAAAAAUUAAAAAUCACUUUUUAAGUUUUGUUUUAGAAAAAAUAUACCAAUUCAGUCUUUGUUCAUUUGAUUUACCGUAUUUCAAAUCAUUGAUCCAUAAUUUAUUGAGUUAUCUUCAACUGUGUUCUUUGGUGUGUGAUUAAAGUAGGACUUAAUUAGAGACUGUUAAUUAAUUUUUAUUCAAGAAUAUUAUGAAGCUCAAAAGUCAGCAUUUGUCGACUUAUACUGUGUGUUUAAAGUUUGCAGUGCUGCAAGUUUUAUUGCAUGUCCAUUGACUACUUUAUUUUUUUCUCUCCAGAAAGUAUUAGUUCACAAUAAACAUAAUAAAACAUGUGCAUAAUGAAUGAUUUGAAAACAUUUCCUAAUGCAAUAUAAAAAAAAAAUCUAUAUUUUUAAGUGUCU